AUGACAAAAAUAAAAAAAUUAGUUCCAUAUGAUUGUGACAUCUCGAAGUCAGAAGGAUCAAACAUAUUUGAAAAGAUAGAAGAAUCUUGGCAGAUAUGUGUUAUUGAUAAUUACCAAAUUCAACAAUAUCCGAUAAUCCGAAAUAUUAUGCUUAUCAUGCUUGUUGUAAGCUCAGCAGAUGGUAGCAUCGCCGUAGGGAAACAUACAACAGUUCGACUGCAAAUAUCGUGCGCCUUAAAACAUAGCCUCUGCAGAAUAGAUUCAAAUGUAUACAUUUAUGGUUUGUUUACUCUUAACGAUGAUCCAAUUGAGUUAUGA
Molecule: messenger RNA, 318 nt
Organism: Cetraspora pellucida
Lineage: Eukaryota; Fungi; Glomeromycota; Glomeromycetes; Diversisporales; Gigasporaceae
Source: the annotation of a GenBank genome assembly